AUGGAUGCCAUCUCAAGUUCUGUUUCAACCCUCAAAGUCCCUCCCUUUCACUCAACACCUCGUGAAUUGUACCACUUCAAAACUCCUCACGUAUCUCAAUCUCAUCAACUCCCUCCCAAUCUCACCACCAAACCCAACUCUUCAAUCUCUAACAGAACCCCAUCUAAAACCUUAUCUUUUAAGAAUCUUAAUCCUCCACUCUUUUCUAAUAUCUCUCAAAGCUCAUCUCAUAACUCAUCUCUUCCUGUCCACAGAAACCCUGUUAGUGGCUAUGCUGCAGCACUCUUAGACAUAGCUCAAUGCAACAGUUCCCUUGACAUAGUCCAAAAUGAUGUGAAAAGAUUAUUGGAGCUGCUUCAAAAUGAGCAAAUUCAAGCUGUUUUGGGUAGCCCAUUUGUGGGUGAGAAAAAGAAGGGGCAGGUGGUGAAGGAAGCGGCAAAGAGAGGUAAAUUCAACAGACAUUUGGUAGGUCUGGUGAAGAUGUUGACCGAGAGAAAUAAGGUGAUGAUAGUGAGUGAUGUUUUGAUGGAGUUUGAGAGGAUAUAUGAUGAGUUGAGUGGGACAAAAGUCGUUCUGGUUUCGUCUACUAAAAGGAUGAAGGAAGAUCAGUUGUUUAGGAUUGCCAAGAAUGUGCAGAAGUCUAGUGGGGCUGUGAAUGUUAAGGUAAAAAUUUUGGUUGAUGAGAAGUUGUCAGCAUUUGUCGUUUAA
Molecule: messenger RNA, 708 nt
Organism: Dovyalis caffra
Lineage: Eukaryota; Viridiplantae; Streptophyta; Magnoliopsida; Malpighiales; Salicaceae
Source: the annotation of a GenBank genome assembly